AUCAGCUGGAGGUAGUGUGUCGACGUCGAGGAAGUGUACAAGAGCCAGUGGCGCCGCGCAAACCGUCGGCACCAUUUCUUUAUUUACUCUAUUUUUUGUUCUGUUUUCUUUUUAACAAAAACACUGUGGCAACGCACACGGGAGUGUACCAGUGGUACUCGUUAGCGUUGAGUUUGAAUAAUAGAAGAAACAUCUGAGAGAAAGGUAAGAGAUUGAGGUGGCCGAGGGGGUGGGUGCCGAAAGGGGAUUGAAAGUGAAGAGAGACAGAGAGUUAAAAGAGUGAGAUCGUAUGCGUGGUUUCUGGUACGAUGAGACGACGAGGGACAAGGAAGCAGUCUCGUCGUAUCGUUAAAACGUCUUGUCCGUCGGCGUCAUCGAUGCACGAGGACGAGACCGAGGAAGCGGUCCCGGUGAACAGUCAACUCAAUAAUUUACAAGGGAAAAAUAUUUCGAGGUAUUGUUUACUCGAGGCCACUGGGCUCACGAUGAGGGUGUGAGCGAGAGAGAUAAAUACAGGAAGAAAGAGAAACCGAUAGAGACAUAUUGCCAAAGCCCAUGUACGCAAUCGCGGGAUUUGCCCCACGUGAAAUAAUGGCAUCUCAUGGUUACGCCUUGAUUUCACUCUUUUUCAUUGGGGCUGUGGGUCUCUCUGUUGAUGGGCGCAGUUAUGGUACACGGAGAUCCACUGGGGAUGGGGUUGCUGGUGCUUCAGCAGUCAAUGAAUUGCCCAUGCAUGGACCCAGUGCUGAUAAUCAGGGAUUGCCUAAUAAUCUGGGGGAGGCUUAUCCAGGAAAAAAUUUUGGCCCCAUGGGGCCUGUUGACAGGACAUUUCCUGGGCCCGAAUCCAGAAAUCUUGCCAAUGGUGGGCCUCAGGUUGUCGGUACUGUCACCACAACUGUCAAAACACCCAGGCAGUAUGAGGUCUUCAAGGUUGAAUUCUCAAGAGUUGAAACACCAUUCGUCAUUGGCAUCUGGAUUUUCUUCGCUAGUUUGGCUAAGAUUGGUUUCCACAUGGCACCAAGAUUGAGCAAAAUAUUUCCCGAGUCAUGCCUUCUGAUUGUCGUUGGUGUUGUCAUUGGUGUACUACUGUUCCAAGCGAGUGAAGUGCACGUGUCACCAUUAACACCAGACACAUUCUUCCUCUACAUGCUUCCACCUAUAAUUCUCGAUGCCGGAUACUUCAUGCCAAAUCGAUUAUUCUUCGAUCAUCUGGGUACUAUCCUGCUAUUUGCUGUCCUUGGAACAAUAUUCAAUACAUUAUCCAUUGGUGCAUCCCUCUGGCUCCUGGGACAAAGUGGACUAUUCGGAUGUGAUACCCCACUGCUGGCGAUGUUUCUAUUUUCCGCCCUGAUAAGCGCAGUGGAUCCAGUAGCGGUUCUAGCCGUCUUCGAGGAGAUUCAUGUCAAUGAAAUUCUGUACAUUGUUGUGUUUGGCGAGAGUCUACUUAAUGAUGCCGUCACUGUCGUGUUGUAUCACAUGUUCGAGACGUACAAUGCCAUGGAGGCAUCCAGCAUCACGUACGUCGAAAUACUAUCGGGAUUUGCCUCAUUUAUCGUUGUUGCUAUUGGGGGAACUGUUAUUGGAGUUAUAUGGGGAUUCGCUACUGGUUUUGUCACGAGGUUCACUCAUCAAGUUCGCGUUAUUGAACCCAUUUUCAUAUUUGUUAUGGCUUAUCUCGCGUAUCUUAAUGCUGAGAUAUUUCACAUGUCUGGAAUAUUGGCCAUAACAUUCUGCGGUAUAACAAUGAAAAAUUACGUAGAAGCCAAUAUAUCCCACAAAUCGCACACAACCGUCAAGUAUACGAUGAAAAUGUUAUCAAGCAGUUCUGAAACAAUAAUCUUCAUGUUCCUGGGAGUUGCGACGGUUAAUAACCGACACGUCUGGAAUACGUGGUUCGUCUUCAUGACGAUAUUUUUUUGCUCAGUUUAUCGAAUACUCGGUGUACUUCUCCUCACAGCAGUGGCAAAUCGAUUUCGCCUGCACAAACUCGACAAGGUGGAAAAGUUUGUGAUGUCGUAUGGUGGGUUGAGAGGUGCUGUGGCAUUUGCCUUGGUACUCCUAAUCGAUCCCAACCACGUGCAACUCCAACCAAUGUUCGUUACCACCACAAUUGCUGUUAUAUAUUUCACUGUUUUCAUUCAGGGUAUAACGAUCAAGCCACUGGUGAGAAUACUUAAUGUCAAACGAGCAGAGAGAAAGAAGCCAACCAUGAACGAGAGGAUACACGAGAGGAUCAUGGAUCACAUAAUGGCGGGUGUCGAGGAUAUCCUGGGGAAGCAUGGAAAUUAUCACGUGAGGGACAAAUUCAAGCGAUUCGACACAAAAUUCAUCAGGCCCUACCUAGUCCGUGAUCAUUGUGGUGCAGAGCCAAAGAUACUGGAAACCUAUUCGAAACUAGCCAUGAAAGAUGCCAUGGAUUACAUUCGUCGUAAUGCCUCAACAAUAGGAAAUAUAAGUGGUACAGAGAGUAUGUCCGCAAUAUUCCGGAACUACAGCAAUACCGGCCACUUCAACUCCAGCCCCAGCUGCAGUCAACUCGAGAGUGGUUGGAACAUCGAUCUCCAGGAGCUCGAGUACUACCCCUCAAAGAAAGACCUGACCGACGCUAAAAUCCACCAUCUCCUAGCAGAGGAGCUCUGCAAACCGUACAAAAGGGUAAAACAUCGGAGACUCAGCUACAGUCGUCAUGCUGUCAAUGACCGGGACUUGUCUACCCAGGUUAAUUACAAAAUGCACAUGAACAUUCGUCGGAUGAUGGGUGAGCACAAACACCGGCACAAACGGAGCAAAAAGUUGAUCAAGGAUGGGGCAAAGCAGAAUCACGUGAGUUUCCCCGAGUUGCAGCAGCAGAAUGGCUCCACCAAAUUAUUCUCCCAAGAUUACAUCAAUGGGAUUUUGUACGAAACGGAGGACGGCGAGGAGGUAAAGCCCUCCGACAAUCCUGAUUGGGACUCAGCCAUUACCUUCACAGCACGUAGCACAGAUUCAAAUCCACAUGGCGAGAGUUCUCAUCAUGAUAAUGGUAAUGACGAUGAUACUGAUGUGGAUGAGGACACUGAGAUGGGGAUGAUGAGGAGGCAGAGGGGUGAAUCUGAGGGUGAACCUUUCAGGGUAACAACACCCACUGCCAUUGAAACAAUGUUACCGUGGAAACGUGAGGAUGAUUACGACACUGGAAGGCCAGUUAAACAGAAUGAAUUUCCACCCUGGUGCUCCAACAAAGAGUACAUCGCUUACAGUUCACCUUCAGCGACGUUUUUAGGUGGUAUCGAGCAGCCUAAAAGUCAAUCGGUAAUCGGAUAUUUCCGAAAGGACAGUGUUGUCUCUCCGGACAUAUCAGGCUACCCAGAUCCCGACGAGAGCGACGAGAUCGAGGCAAUGGACUCGAAGCAUUGCGAGCUGUCACCGAGUCUCGAUAAUGCAAGGAGUGUUAAGAGACGUGGCUCAAUGAUGGAGCUCAGUUCAGCCGAGUCAAUAAACAAAGAGAAACUCAACAAUGGCUCCCACUCAUUACCUGAAUACUGGAAUACCCAGAGAUUGCGUUUACAAACUACAUUUCCUUGUUCAACGACAAAAGCACCUAGUCUAUCGACAGCACUGAUAUCAUCGUCAACAGAAUCAUCGGAUGAUUAUGAGGAGGAAUGACCGUGGAUAGAGACGUCUUCCAUUGAGGGGCGUCCACGUCGAGGAAGUGACCUUCGCUCGGUUCUGUCGGGCCUGUUCCGUCGACCGAGUGCUCCUGUAUGAUUUUUUUUCAAACCCCGAUUAACGCUCAUAUGAAAAAAUUCUAUUGCGAUUGAAAUUUAUGAUAUUCCAUCGGUUUUUACUGCUUUGUCCUGAAAACUCAAUCGCUUUUAUACGGAUUUUUCCAUGAAAAAAAAUCGAAUCAAUGGAUCAGGGCGUUUCGAUUUUUUAGGGCAUUUGGGCGCAAUGAGUUUUGGGGAGUAAUCGAAAUGUAAAUUUUUUUUUCUCGUUGUUUUAGUGAAAAAUUGCGGAAAUUGGGGGAUUUUUUUUUUCAUGAGAGUUUCGGUGAAUUUUUUCAUACGUGACGUCAUUUUAUUUUUUCACUAACUUUUUAAUGAGGUGUUGUGAUGUGGAUUGGGUAGCGAUAUCUGAAUUGAUAGUCGGAAUCCUUAUUACCUUAUCUCGAGUCUUUUAUCGUAGAAUUUUUUUAUUUGUCGAUAUUUGAAGUUGAAAAUAAUAUAGGGUACAGUAUUAUUUAUUCUGCAGUCGAGAUUUUGUUUUUUGAGAUGGAAAAUAUCAUGCGAGGUCAUUGUGGUUUUAUUCUCGUUCUGUUACAGAAUUGUCAAAAUUCAAAAUUUAAUUAUAAUUAGAUUAAUUAAUUCCAAGUCUGCGGGCACCGUGAGCCACAAUGAGACGGGUGCCUUCAACUGAAACCUGACGAGUGUUUUGGUUGCACAUGAGUUCCCUAAAAUCAGUCACUACUUUCCUAUUUUUACGGCGUUUAUUAUUAAAUCACAUGUACGAAAAAAUUAUAUUGGAGUGUCAUCUAAUUUUGACAUUCUGAUUCUUAUUUUCUGGUGAAACGAGAAAAAUAACAGAAAAUAGAACUUGCAGAAUCCAUGAAUUAUUAUCAUAUUAAAAUACCAGCGAAAAAGCACCUGAACUUUUUGAUAAAUUUUUUCCAUAAAAUGACUUCGCACAUGCAAUGAGACGAGUUGAAAUUGAGUCACUGAUUUGGGCGAAGUGCCAUAUCGUACUGCUAUCGUAAAAAAAAAAAAUUCAAAAUCAAUGAUCGCCGCGCGACACUCGAUUUUUCUAAUACUCUAACCAAUGUAAUCGAUCGACACCAAGUUCCACUGGUUAUCGAUUUUAUUUUCAGCACCCUCUAGAAAGUUUAAAUAAAUGAUCGAAAUUAGUAGCCACCAAGUGGUUGCUCUAUCAAAAAGAAUUUUAAAUUGUGAAUUUUGAGCUUGAGGUAAUAGUUGAAAAUAUUUUUUUUUAUUUAGUUAAUAUCGAUUUGCUUGACCAGGAGUUAAUGGGAGUACAAAGCAGCCAGAGUGGCACAAUGUGAAUACGAAUUGGGGCAAUCAUCUGUGGGAUAAACGCGCCAUUGUAGAUAAUAUAAAUAAUUCCGGAAAUAAAAGAAAAAAGAAAAAAGAAAAAAGAAAUUAGACGACGACCAGAGUAGCUAAUUACGCUCGAUUAGUCUUUACGCUGUUGAUUUGUUAAAUAAAUGUUUAUUUCGUAA
Messenger RNA from Fopius arisanus, 5212 nucleotides. It is a transcript of the gene Nhe2, whose product is annotated as Na[+]/H[+] hydrogen exchanger 2. Gene Ontology annotation, molecular function: potassium:proton antiporter activity; sodium:proton antiporter activity. Gene Ontology annotation, biological process: sodium ion import across plasma membrane; regulation of intracellular pH; potassium ion transmembrane transport. The transcript has 16 exons. Gene Ontology annotation, cellular component: plasma membrane. The record is from RefSeq and is a predicted model, not a curated record. Lineage: Eukaryota; Metazoa; Arthropoda; Insecta; Hymenoptera; Braconidae. The coding region runs from base 556 to 3645 and encodes 1029 amino acids.